AUGAAGCGAGUUUGCGGCAUCCCCCUUUUUGUACUCUUACUAAAUUUAUACAUUCACCAAAAUAAUGUCGUGAGCAACGAAAUUGUUAAUUUUAAAAAUUCCAACUUGAGGAACGGAUGGGCAGGAAAAGAAGUUACCCUCCAGGAUGAACAAAACGGUCUAGACGCAAAAGACGGUGCUGAAGUGAACGCAAAUGAAGAUCAAAGCGAAUUGUUACCUAAACCUGGAGCACAAAUGCAAAUACAAGGACAGGAAACCAAUGAAAAAAACCAAAAGCAAAUUGAUAAGGCUAACAAAGCAAAAGAAGAUGCCCUAAAAGAAAAAGAAGAAGCAGAAGCUGAAGUGAAAAAAAUAGCAGAAGAACUAAAUAAAGUAAAAGAGGCAGAAGCAGAAAUAAAAAGUACAGUGGAAAAAUUAAAACAAGUAGCAGAAGAAGCAAAGAAAGCAGCAAUUGAUAAAGCAGACAAAACAGAAAAAAAAGCAGAGGAAGCAGCAAAGGCAAAAGAUGAUGCAAAGGCAGCAAAUCAAAAUGCUAAAAAUGCAGCCGAAAUAGCAAAGCAUGUUGUAAAUGCAUAUGAAGCAAAAAAGGAAGCAGACAAAGCACAAAAAGAAGCAGAAAAGGCUAAGGCAGAAGCAGAUACUGCAAAUAAUGAAGCCACAAAAUUAAUGGAAAAAUAUAAAGGCGAAAAAACAGAAGAAAAGGAAAGGCUCGAAACAGCGAAGAAGAAAGUAGAACAAGCAGUGAAAAAAAUACAGGAAGCAUUGGAAAAGAUAAAAAAAGAGCUGGAAAAUACAACAAAAGCCAAAAGUGAAGCAUCUGAAGCUGCAACUAAAGCUGCAACUGAAGCUGCAAAUAAAAUUGUAAAUAAAGAUGCAACUGAAGUAGAGAAAGCAAUAACAGACAAAGCACUAAUAGAUGUAAAAAAUGUAAAAAACAUAGCAGAUAUGGCUAAAAAAGCAAUAGAAGCAGCGAAACAAGCCACGAAAUUAAAAGCAGAAGCAGAAAUACAAGCAGGAAUAGCAAAAAUUAAAGUCGCUUUGGAAGACGCAAAAAUAGCAGCAAAGGAAGCUGGAAUAGCAAAAAACUGA
Messenger RNA from Plasmodium cynomolgi strain B, 1089 nucleotides. RefSeq names its product merozoite surface protein 3. Lineage: Eukaryota; Apicomplexa; Aconoidasida; Haemosporida; Plasmodiidae. The coding region runs from base 1 to 1089 and encodes 362 amino acids. The transcript has 2 exons. The record is from RefSeq and is a predicted model, not a curated record.